Messenger RNA from Vigna umbellata (rice bean), 1762 nucleotides. Its product is annotated as nucleobase-ascorbate transporter 7-like. NCBI's taxonomy places the organism in Eukaryota, Viridiplantae, Streptophyta, Magnoliopsida, Fabales, Fabaceae. The record is from RefSeq and is a predicted model, not a curated record. Gene Ontology annotation, molecular function: transmembrane transporter activity. Gene Ontology annotation, cellular component: membrane. Gene Ontology annotation, biological process: transmembrane transport.
UCAGUUGGUGAGAGGGGAAUUUGAUUUUGGUUGUUGCUUUAGGAGGGUUAUGCUUUUUUCCACAUUCUGUAUUUGUUGGGCCAAGAAAUCUCCCUGCAUUUUCUGCAUUGCAUAACGUUACUGACAAGCAGUACCAUGGCAGGAGUUGCACCACCACCCAAACCAGAAGAGCUUCAGCCACACCCUGUGAAAGAUCAACUUCCAAAUGUUUCGUACUGCAUCACUAGUCCUCCUCCUUGGCCGGAGGCGAUUCUCCUUGGUUUUCAACAUUAUCUGGUGAUGCUUGGCACAACUGUUCUAAUACCAACCUCUCUAGUAUCUCAGAUGGGAGGAGGAAACGAAGAAAAAGCAAAAAUGAUCCAGACUCUGCUGUUUGUAGCUGGCGUGAACACAUUGUUCCAAACACUGUUUGGGACUCGUCUACCUGUAGUUAUUGGAGGAUCCUACACCUUUGUGCCUACUACCAUUUCAAUAAUUUUGGCUAGUCGCUACAGUGACAUUCUGAAUCCUCAGGAGAGAUUUGAGAGGAUAAUGCGUGGGACGCAGGGCGCUCUUAUCGUUGCUUCGACCCUCCAAAUUUUUGUUGGAUUCAGUGGACUUUGGCGCAAUGUAGUGAGGUUCUUAAGCCCUCUCUCUGCAGUUCCCCUGGUUGCUCUGUCAGGCUUUGGACUUUAUGAGUUGGGCUUUCCUGUGCUUGCAAAAUGUGUGGAGAUUGGGCUGCCAGAAAUUGUAAUCUUACUAGUAUUUUCACAGUACAUUCCUCAUGUGAUGAAAGGACAAAAGCAUAUCUGUGAUCGAUUUGCAGUUAUAUUCUCAGUAGCAAUUGUGUGGAUUUAUGCUCAUCUUCUAACUGUGGGUGGAGCAUAUAAACAUGCACCACAGGAAACUCAGGAUACUUGCAGAACUGAUCGUGCUGGCAUUAUAAGUGGUGCACCUUGGAUUAAAAUCCCAUAUCCAUUCCAAUGGGGAGCUCCUACAUUUGCUGCUGGGGAAGCUUUUGCUACGAUGGCUGCUUCAUUUGUUGCACUAAUAGAGUCAACCGGUGCUUUUAUUGCUGUUUCAAGGUAUGCAAGUGCAACUCCAUUGCCACCUUCAGUUCUUAGCCGUGGUGUUGGUUGGCAGGGGGUGGGAAUUUUAUUAUCUGGCAUCUUUGGAACAGGGAAUGGAUCAUCAGUUUCUGUAGAAAAUGCUGGACUCUUAGCUUUGACAAGAGUUGGUAGCCGAAGGGUUGUUCAAAUAUCAGCUGGAUUCAUGAUCUUUUUCUCCAUACUUGGAAAAUUUGGAGCUGUGUUUGCUUCAAUCCCAGCACCAAUAGUUGCAGCUUUAUAUUGCCUUUUCUUUUCCUAUGUGGGUUCUGCAGGCCUCAGUUUCCUUCAGUUUUGCAAUUUAAACAGCUUUAGAACUAAAUUCAUCUUAGGGUUCUCCAUUUUCAUGGGCUUCUCCAUACCACAAUACUUCAAUGAGUACACAGCAUUUAGAGACUAUGGUCCAGUGCACACCCAUGCCAGAUGGUUCAACGACAUGAUCAAUGUCCCAUUUUCAUCAAAAGCAUUUGUUGCUGGUUCAUUGGCACUGUUCUUGGAUGCCACAUUGCACAACAAAGACAAUCAAACUCGUAAAGACAGAGGCAUGCAUUGGUGGGACAGAUUCAGCUCGUUCAAGACAGAUACAAGGAGUGAAGAGUUUUAUUCACUUCCUUUCAAUCUAAACAAGUUCUUCCCCUCUGUGUGAUUGGAUUGGAUCAUGCUGCCAGAAAGUUAUA